Phaeoacremonium minimum UCRPA7 is the source of this 2280-nucleotide messenger RNA. RefSeq names its product putative glycoside hydrolase family 3 domain protein. Gene Ontology annotation, biological process: glucan catabolic process. The transcript has a single exon. Gene Ontology annotation, molecular function: beta-glucosidase activity. Bases 1 to 2280 code for a protein of 759 amino acids. The record is from RefSeq and is a predicted model, not a curated record. NCBI's taxonomy places the organism in Eukaryota, Fungi, Ascomycota, Sordariomycetes, Togniniales, Togniniaceae.
AUGAACAAUGUUACUACUUUUCCGGCACCUGUGGCUGCGGCUGCUUCGUGGAACACCACAUUGCAGUAUACGUUCGGGCAGGCUCUUGCCGAGGAGCAUCUAGGUAAAGGCCGGAAUGUCGUGCUUGCGCCAACAAUUAACAUCGUCCGCUCGCCUUCGUGGGCUCGCGCCGCCGAAUCUUUCUCUGAGGAUCCAUAUUUAACAGCGCGGAUGGCAGUUGCUGGAGUCAAGGGGAUACAGAGUACGGGAGCCGUCGCCUGCCCAAAGCAUUUUGCUGCGUACAACCAGGACACUAACCGGUUUGGACUCGAUCCCGGUUGGGAUACAGUGGAUAUUAUCGCCGACAAGCGUGCUCUGCACGAAUUGUACUUCCCCGCCUUCAAGGCUUCAGUGCAGGAGGCAAAGGCUGGCUCCGUAAUGUGUUCAUAUAACAAGUUGAACGGCUUCUUCGCAUGUGAAAACGAGUGGCUUCUGAACAAGACACUAAAGUCGGAGUGGGGAUUUGACGGGUUUGUGGUAGCUGACUGGUAUUUCUCUACAAGAAGCACUGUAGCUGCUGCAAAUAAUGGGCUCGACAUUUCCAUGCCCGGCGGUAGUUUCGAGAGCAGCUAUGGGUUUCCUGCCUAUUACGGAGAGCUUCUUGCAGAGGCCGUUGCCAAUGGUUCGGUACCAGCCUCACGCAUAGAUGAUAUGGUUAUGAGGCUUUGGCGCCCGAUGUUUGCUGUCGGUGCUAUCGAUGAGCCAGUGUCUGGACACUCACUUGCCAAUGUCAGGACUCGAGAACAUCUCGAUCUUGCACAGAAGAUGGCCGAGGAUGGGACAGUUCUUCUCAAGAAUGAAAAGGCAACCUUGCCGAUCUCGAAAAAGAAAUACGGGAAGAUUGCUGUCUUUGGUGUGGAUGCUACUAAUGAGAGCCAAGUGACAGAAAAUCAUGGUGGAUUUGUAAUUGAUUCCACCAUGGCUGUACAGGCUCCUUUCGACGCACUCAAGGCACGUGGAGAAAAGGAAGGCAUUAUUGUUAACUAUUCGGAAGCGUACCCUGGCACAGGUGAGUUCGAUACUGUCGACUCUACGUACUUUCAGAACGGUAGUCUUCAGGUUCAAUAUUACACCACUUCCGACUGGUCUGGGCCGGUCAACCAAUCCACCACGGUUCACAACAUAACAUCCGCUUCGUAUCCCUCCGAACUCUGGGUCUCGUACCCUCAGGUCUGGUCAGCUACAUACACCGGUAAAUUCAUUCCACGGACUAGUGGAGUGCAUUACUUCUCGAUGACGGGCCAAGGUGAUGCGUUGUUCUAUCUCGACAAUACUCUCGUUGCCAACAUGUCCAAGGCGAAUUUUGGAAAUACUAUUCAGGGCACGGCUUCCUUGUUGGCUGGUACUGAGUACUCCCUGCAGCUCAACUACUCCAUGGGAUAUUCUCUCUCGACAGGGGCCUAUGGUAUUACACUGGGACUUAACCAGGCAGACAAGACACGCGAUUUGGAGGCCGAUGCACUUGCCAGUGAGGCCGACCUCAGCAUUAUUUUUGCUUCAGAUCGAUGGUCCGAAGGUAAUGAUAAUAAUCUCAAUCUUGAGCUGCCUGGUGACCAGAAUUCCAUCAUCUCGCGAUUGGCCAAGAAAAGUCAAAGAACAAUUGUUGUUCUCAACACCAAUUCGGCCGUUCUCAUGCCAUGGAUUGACGAUGUUGAUGCCGUGUUAGAGGCUUGGUAUGGUGGACAACAAAUCGGAUUGGCUCUAGAAAGGCUGAUGUACGGUGAUAUUAGCCCCAGCGGCAAAUUACCGGUAACUUUCCCGAAGACGAUCGAAAAUGCUAUCCAAAUAUAUGGUGACAUCCUCACGCCUUACGAAGAGGGUUUGAAUGUCGGGUAUCGUCGCUUCGAUUCCCUUAACCUUGAGCCUUUAUUUCCCUUCGGUCAUGGUCUUACAUAUACGAGCUUCCGACUGGAUGGCCCACUUCGAGUGCAGCAUUGCGCUUACAAUAUCACGGCCAGCGCUUCGCUGAUCAAUACCGGGACCAUGAGCGCCUACCAGGUUGUCCAACUCUAUGUGUCUUAUCCCGACGUUGCGGAUGAGCCACCAAAGCUGCUCAGGGCGUUCGAAAAGUUCUUAGUUGCUCCUGAUGGAGUACAGUCUGUGGUAUUAGCUGUGAAGAUGGAGGAUCUUAACAUUUGGAAUGAGGAAGUUGAUGAUUGGCGCUUUGUCAGUGGGGCAUAUACUUUCAUGUUGGGCUUUUCCGCAGGCGACAUCAAGCUGAAGAAAACAGUCUUACUCUAG